GGAUCUUACCUACGCACCCCACGAAGGGCCACGACUGCAUCAAUUUCUCUACACGUGCGACUUGCUUUUAUCUCUUCUCACGCUCGCUUUUUCGCUUCAAUUCAAUUCAGUCACUUUGCUGCAAUUGCUCUUCUUCUAUGUACUCCGCCAUGCGCUAAGCAGUUCGUCGCAUUGACCCAGGACCACCGCCAUCAUGGGUCCUCUAGCUUUCUUGAGCAGUCUCUACGACCAUGAUACUCUCGACACACGAUUCACCACCGCCUCUUCCACUCCCUAUCAGAAUGUUAUCGAAGCGCGAUUAGAUCCGAGCAUAAAGAAGGACUCUGCAGCGAAGGAGAGGAGCAGAGCGCAGCCGUCAAAAUGGAAGACGCCCGAGUUCUUCCUUUACUAUGCCGUCUUUGCUGUGGCCAUUCCUUACAUGUUCUGGAUCACAUACGAUGUCUCUCGAGAAACUGAUCCUCGAUAUCCCAAAUUUAAGCGAUGGCUAUCCCCGGGUUGGAUUCCUGGACGGCAGAUCGACGUUUCUGAUGCGCAAUAUGGUGUUUUCCGCGAGAACAUGCCUUACAUGGGCUCUCUUCUUCUUUUCCACCCGCUGUUGAGAAAGCUUUGGAACAAGUACAAGCCACUGCCCGAGCGAAGUCAGGGAGGACGCAACCGAUUAGACCAGCGAGCAUCAUUCGAUUUCUUAUUCGCAUUCAUAUUCUUGUUCGCUCUGCACGGACUUUCUGCGUUCAAGAUCUUCUUCAUCCUCUGGACCAAUUUCCAGCUUGCGACCAAGCUUCCUCGACGAUAUGUUCCGGCCGCUACUUGGAUCUUCAACAUUGCAAUCCUGUUCGCCAACGAAUUGACCGAAGGAUGGCGGUUCCGAGUUCUAUUUAGCUUCAUUUCACCCCCACAAAUGGGCCUGUAUAAGAACAAGAUGAGGCUCUUGAACUCGGAUUUGAUGAACUUGGGAGCUCGCAUGGAUAGCACAUUCCAAGGAAUCUUAGCACGCUGGGAGGUUCUCUUCAACAUCACCAUUUUACGUCUUAUCAGUUUCAACUUGGACUACUACUGGAGUAUUGAUCGUGGCAACUCUAAUGCGCUCGAGAAGCAAUUGGACCCAGCAAACCUCUCCGAAAGAGAUCGUGUCAGCAUCUCUGCUGAACCCCGAGACUUUACUUUCCGCAACUAUGUGGCAUAUGCUAUCUAUGCGCCGCUCUACUUGACGGGACCCAUCCUCACAUUCAACGACUACAUCUCACAGUCGAAGUACCGAGCUGCCAGCAUCGAAACAAGCCGAACAAUCCGAUAUGGUAUCCGCUUCCUUUUGGUCCUGCUCUCAAUGGAGGUCAUUCUACACUUUGACUGGGUUGGUGCAAUCAGCAAGGGAAAGCCUGAUUGGAGUUCGUACACGGCAGCACAAUUGUCAAUGCUGUCCUUCAUGAACCUCCAUAUCAUCUGGUUGAAGCUUUUGAUCCCUUGGCGUAUGUUCCGACUUUGGUCAUUGGUUGAUGGGAUUGAUCCGCCUGAAAACAUGGUUCGUUGUGUGAGCAACAACUACAGCACACAGCUUUUCUGGAGAGCAUGGCACCGUUCGUAUAACCGCUGGUUGAUCAGGUACAUCUACGUUCCUUUGGGUGGCUCAUCGUUCCGUAACUGGCGGUCUACUGUGCGGUCCAUUGUGACAUUCCUGCUUGUAUUCACGUUCGUGGCACUUUGGCACGACAUUCAGCUCCGCCUGCUGAUCUGGGGCUGGCUGAUUGUUCUUUUCAUGAUACCUGAGUGGACUGCGGCGGCAAUGUUUCCCAAGAGCAAGUGGGAGGACCGACCGACAGCAUACCGCAUGCUCUGCUGUGUAGGCAGCGUGGGCAACGUGCUCAUGAUGAUUUCAGCCAACUUGGUUGGCUUCGCUGUUGGGCUGGACGGUUUGCAGAGCAUCAUCCAUAGCAUUUUGCAUGACUGGUCAGGGCUUAUUUUCCUUGUUACAGCGUGCUCUUGUUUGUUCGUCGGCAUUCAGGUCAUGUUUGAGAUUCGUGAGUCAGAGAAGCGACGUGGGAUUUUGGUAAAGUGCUAGACGGAGAUUUUCUUAGAGGUAACGGCGUGACGGAUGCAUGGGCGUUGUACAUAUACUGUGAUACUAUUACUAGCAUAAGGCUCAAAGACAGUGAAUCAUUUGCAUGGCUAUGAGCAAGAAAACAUGAGGCUCAAAAUACUGCUUAGACCGGAGCUGCUCAUGCACAAUUGGAAAGGUGUCUUGUGUAUUUUGUGAGGGUUUCAUUAUUGCCAUUAACUAUUAAUAAUUAACACCG
Molecule: messenger RNA, 2291 nt
Organism: Fusarium verticillioides 7600
Lineage: Eukaryota; Fungi; Ascomycota; Sordariomycetes; Hypocreales; Nectriaceae
Exons: 4
Coding region: 194-2056 (620 amino acids)
Biological process (GO): GPI anchor biosynthetic process
Cellular component (GO): endoplasmic reticulum
Source: RefSeq, a predicted model, not a curated record